UGUUGGGUUGGUUGCGUCCGUGUUUUGUGUCACUGUCAGUUAUCUUUGCUUUGGAAGUAAAAAAAAAACUAAGCUGACACUAUAACACACUAUAGCUUUCAUUAAAUACUAUAUAUUCAUUUAUUGUAAGUGAAUUUCUGGUUAUAAUCUGUGAUGGCUGUUUCGAAGUCGACGAACACGUAUAAUCGUCAAAAUUGGGAAGAUUCGGACUUUCCAAUAUUAUGUCAGACGUGCUUGGGCGAUAACCCAUACAUACGAAUGACAAAAGAAAAAUAUGGCAAAGAGUGCAAAAUAUGUGCACGUCCAUUCACUGUCUUCCGCUGGUGUCCUGGAUCUCGGAUGCGCUUCAAGAAAACAGAAAUUUGUCAGACAUGUUCAAAGUUGAAGAAUGUUUGCCAGACUUGUCUUUUGGAUCUUGAAUAUGGACUGCCAAUUCAAGUUAGAGAUGCUGCUCUUAAAAUUCAAGAUGAUCUACCACGAAAUGAAGUGAAUAAGGAGUACUACAUCCAAAAUUUGGACAAUCAGAUGUCUAAAUUUGAUGCGACACAACCAAGCAAUUCUGCUUUGAAAUCGAAGGGAGCAUCAGAUCUUUUGUUACGUUUGGCUCGUACGGCUCCUUAUUAUAAAAGAAAUAGACCGCAUGUGUGUUCUUUCUGGGUGAAAGGGGAGUGUCGGCGAGGUGAAGAAUGUCCAUAUCGCCAUGAGAAGCCUACUGACCCUGAUGAUCCUUUAGCUGACCAAAACAUCAAGGACAGAUACUAUGGUGUGAAUGAUCCUGUGGCUGAGAAAUUGAUGCGUCGAGCGGCCGCCAUGCCUGCCCUGCCGCCGCCGGAAGAUAGGACCGUCACCACGCUGUAUGUUGGCAAUCUUCCAGAAAACACCACUGAAGAUGAACUCAGGGGCCAUUUCUAUCAAUAUGGAGAAAUAAGGUCCCUCACUCUUGUGCCUAGAGCACAGUGUGCAUUUGUGCAGUACACAACAAGGAGUGCAGCGGAACAUGCCGCUGAGAAGACUUUCAACAGACUUGUGAUUGGAGGCAAGAGGCUCACUAUCAAAUGGGGAAAAUCACAAGGUCGACAAGGAAUUAACGAGAAGAAUGAAACAGCUCCGAUGUUGGAGCCAGUGCCCGGUCUGCCGGGCACUCUACCGCCGCCGCCAGCGUUCUUACAUCCAUUCCCCCCGCAGAUGCCGCCACCACCAAAUCGACCUAACGACUUCUUCAAUCUACACCACUACGGCGGUGGCGGAUGGGCGUGGGGCGGGGCGCUGGCCCCGGGCGCGCGUCCGCCGGGUCCGCCGCCGCCGCCCGCGCCGCUGCACUACCCCAGCCAGGACCCCGCGCGUCUCGGGGCGCACGCGCACGCCAACCAACCGCAGACAUAGUGAUAGUGACAAGUGACGAGUGUUUAGUGACAGUGACAUUUGUAUUGUAGGCUUGAGUUUCCAGAUUCAGAAAGGUUUUUUGGAGCAUUUCAGAAGUUAAGUUUCAAAUAUAACUUCAUUCUCAGCCUGAGGGAUUUAUACAAUUUGUGCAAAUAUAAUGAACCAUGUGACCUUAUUAUCAUACAGUCAUCUGUAUAUUAGUCACAUGUAGAUAGACAAUAUUCAUCUAAUAACUGAAUUAAUCAUUAAAUUUUUCAAUAUGAAUCAAUACUGUUUUGUCUAUGAAUUAUAAGAAUUAGUCUCCAACUUCAAACAUUGCCACAUACAUUUAUGUACUAAUCUAAAACUUGACAAAUUUUGUUGUUUUAUCAUGUCAUUUGAUAGCGAUUGGAUAGUAUAAUUGGAAUGAGUGUUAUUCUAAUAGCUUAAGAUGUAAUUAAGGAUUUUUUAAACAGAACCAUCAACUAGUUUUGUUCUGUACAUAACAAAAUGGAAAUAAAAAUUAGGUUAAUAACA
Messenger RNA from Plodia interpunctella (Indianmeal moth), 1899 nucleotides. RefSeq lists its product as uncharacterized. NCBI's taxonomy places the organism in Eukaryota, Metazoa, Arthropoda, Insecta, Lepidoptera, Pyralidae. The transcript is spliced from 8 exons. Gene Ontology annotation, cellular component: Prp19 complex; U2-type catalytic step 1 spliceosome; U2-type catalytic step 2 spliceosome. Gene Ontology annotation, molecular function: U6 snRNA binding; pre-mRNA binding; metal ion binding. The record is from RefSeq and is a predicted model, not a curated record. The coding region runs from base 154 to 1383 and encodes 409 amino acids.